ACACACUCUCUCUCCCUCUAUCUCUCCCUCCCUCUCACAUACUCAAACACAGGCCAUAUGACUGAGUCAAGCACAGUUUUUAGUUUGGAGCUGAGUUGAGAUAAGGCUUUCUGGGAGACGUAGCCCGGUUGGACAGCAUUCCAUUUAGAAAUAACCAUGUGGGCUCUACUGCUGGAACUUUGUUUCACACUCUAAGAAACUUGGAUAGUCAGGUCUGUGAGGUGUCCCUGAUGGCCAUGUCUGCCCCUCGGUCGUCUGUGUUUACAUUUGAGUCUACAGUACAUUCCUCCCAUGUGCUGCACUGGCUGGAUGAGCAGCGCCGCCGGGACACGUUGUGUGAUAUCACGGUGGUGGUGGAAGGUCAGAGUUUCAGAGCCCACCGCUCAGUGCUGGCUUCUUGCAGCGAGUACUUCACCCAGAGGAUCUCCUCCCUCACACAGCAUGGAGCGGUCAUUACUCUGCCACAAGAGGUGACAGCUGCCGCCUUUGAACCCCUGCUGAAGUUUGCCUACACAUCCAAACUUCACUUUGGGAAAGACGAUGUCUUAGACAUACGCAACUCAGCUUCCAUUCUUGGUUUCAGAGACUUAGACGAGGCAUGUUUUGAUUUCCUCCUCCCUAAGUUCUUUUCCAGCACCAAAGGCUCUAGCCCUUUUCCAAGAAAAACCUGUUGUAAGAAGAAAUGCAAGACGCAAUUAUCAAAGGAAGACAGUACUAUAAUCUCUGACAAUGUAAUGUUGGAUGAGAAAGACCCAGUAAAACCAGUUGCUGAUUCACCAUCUCAGCAGGAAGUGGUUUGGCUCUGCAACAAAUCAGUGAACAGCAAAAUAGGAAGUCAGAACAAUGCAGGCACCCUUACACCUGUAGCUGAAGCGACAAAUGACUAUUUCAUGCAGUGUCCAAAGUAUCGAAGGCAGCUGGCAUGCGGAAAGGAAGAGAAAAGACUGAACAAUCCAGUAACAGCCAUCAGGGAUGACUGUGAUCUCUCCUGCUCACCGCCCUCCAGUAGUGCCAACAGUAAGAAUGAAACUGAAUUCCCUGGAAGUUCAAACUCAAGUCCCACCAGACAGAGCAAAGAAGGGGCUGAUGAGCCAUGGAAAACUGAUACACGUGACAAGAAAACAGAGGCUGCCAUUGAUAUGGUUAAAGAGGAAAAAAAUGAAAAGCUCGGAAAAUGGAGUGAGAGGGAAAGUGAUAUGGCUAUCGGGGAAGACAUCAGCCAGACAUCAGCCAGACACCAGCCAGACAGAUUCAAUGUCAAGCUAGUCUCCUCGGGGCUGGGUGAGAGGUCAUCAGGGUUAAUGUUGUACCAUUGCCCCCAAAAGACCUCUAGUGAGGGCCCUGCAAUCAUGGGGUCAAUAGGGCAUGAGAGCUUUGUCAUGGACUUUACAGAGGAUAAGAAAACAAGGGACUCGGGUGUAAUAGCUCCAGUUUUAACUGGUCAAAAAUCAGAGGAACUGGUAGAAACUGAGUGGAAAAAGGCAGAAGAAGACAAAUAUUCUGGCUGGCUAGAAAGAGCCAAAGGAGGAAAAACAGCCAGCACGGAGGGGGAGAAAGCCAGCGAAAGGAGCACCAAGGAAAGGGAGGUGGCCGAGCACUUAGCCCAGGGGCUGGGGUCUGAUUCAAGCUUGUCUCAGCUGAGUUUCCAGGACCCCGAUGCGGGAAGUUCGUCUGAUGCUGGGAGCAAACAGGCGCAAAGCACAUCUUCAGACUGGCUGAACUUCAACAUCAACCUCACUUCCACAAGCACUGGCUGUCCCUUCUUACAGGACCUGGACCAAAGAAAAUGUUUAUGGAAGGGAACAGAGCUGUCUGAAUGCGAGGUGGCAUCUCAGUCAGGUGUGUCGUCCCUCAACUCUGGGGAGGAUGGAGACUCAGAGGCAGAAACAGAAGGAGACAGCGAGUCCUACACGAGAGAGAGGGCCAGACAGGUGCAGUUGCCAUUCUCUGUAGACUGGAUUGUGGAUCUGAGCAGAAAUGACUUCCAGCAACUGCUGAAGCAACAGGUCUUUACACGUGAACAGCUGGAGUUUGUCCAUGACAUGAGGCGACGCAGCAAAAACCGACUCGCAGCUCAGCGAUGCCGCAAGAGGAAACUGGACUGCAUAUACAAUCUACAGUGUGAAAUCAAUAAGCUGAAAACAGAGAGGGAGAAACUGCUCAUGGAGAAGGGCCAGCUGAGCCAGAUGAAGUUGAGAACAUGUCACAGUGUCUCUGCCUUAUGCCAGAGGGUCUGCAACGAAGCCAACCUGCAACCAGAGCAGCUCCAGGUGUUAGCCAAAUACACCUCCCCAGACUGCCCUCUGUCCUCCUUCUUUCCUCACAUAGACGCACUCCUAUCGCAUCCCGGGUUCCCACCACAUCUCCGGGCUUCGCUCUCGGCCUGUUCUGUGGGCCUCGAUGAACAUAUGGCCUCCGAUGAGGGCUCGUCCAGCUCCAGUGGGAAUACAGUGACAGGAGACAGUCAACAUUGACUUUGGAUGCACAUCCAGCACACAUGCUGUAGCUUUUUGUACCCAUGGGAUUCAUCCUGUAUCCAACGACAUUACCACAGACUGAGCAUUGAGUGCAGGUUGCAGAAUAAAGCAGCUGCAUACUUGUGUUACUAUCAUAGUAUGAUACUACAUUUAGAUAGGUAAGAGAAGGCUCUAAUCAGCACAUGUUUCAAUUAACUCCUGCUCCUUUUUUUCUUAUGUUGAGAGGUCACAAACACAUUCCAGGUGUCCAGAACCAGUCUUUGAUGACCUUCUGUAGCGAAUGCUUCCAGCUUUGCAAAUGACUUAUCACAGUUUGUUUCUGGUUAAAGGUUAAAGGUACCCUAUUAUAAAUCAAUGCAUCCAGGCUGCUGUUGAGAAGGAUUUGAGCACUGAGACAAUCACAACUUUAAUCAUAAAUCAAAGGAACAAAGGUCUUGUAACGUCUUUCAUGGUACCUCAGGACACACAUACACAUGUUUUAUUCUUAUGUAUAUAUGAACUGUUUUUGUUGUUUUUAUUUGUUUUUUGAAGAAAACAUUUUUCGAUACAGUUUAAUAAGUUUAAUUAACUAAGCUUCCUCAGGAAAAUGCAGCAUACAAUACCUCUUGCAGACAGUGUUGGUUCAGCCCUCUCCAUGUAGAGUGCAACACAAAACAGCAUUUUGGGCCAAAGGAGACAGACAACUCAACAAAUAGACUUGACACAGUGUGCCAUGUUUACCUUCUGAUGGUAUGUCUGGCUGUCAUAUUUCAGGCUCAGUCAUUGUGGUUGCCUGACCACUGUGACACAGCUCUUCUAGACUGCACACACCUCUCAGAGCUUUGCCUUGAAUCACUAAAGCAGACCUCACAAAUUUGUUUCAAGUGCUGUCCAAAGAGACGGCACAUUAACGCACAUUAGUUAAGCUUUUGUACGUGAACAAAGAGCACUUAUAGCUGCUUCAAACUGUGGAAUGGAAACAAGUCCCACUUUAUGUGUCCUGUCCUGCGUUGUGGCAGGCAUUGGAUUUUUUAUUUUUUUUAUCGCAUUGGAAUAAUAACGUGUUACUCACAACCUGAUUAUCUUGAACACCCUUAUCUAAAUUACUGUCAAGGGUCAGGUGAACAGUGUAGCAGUGUCUCAUUACAGAAUGCAGUACAAGCAGAGUUAUGUCUAUGUUUUGUGUCUCCUGUAUGAACAGCACCAUUAUUUCUAUUUGCUCUGUUCAUCCCAUUCAUUACUCCAUUUUUCUGUAGCUCUCACCUUUAACCUGUUUUCUCCUGCUUAUAGUUGAUAUUUGCGACUCCUCAUUCCUCACGAUUAAGUUUCACUGUAUAAUAUGUGCAUCUAUUUAUUGAUAUGUGCAUGGAUUUAUUUUUUGACUCAUGAUAAUCACCACGGUGCAGCUGUUCUUAAAACGAUAUGUGUAAACUAUGAAAUGAAUAAUGCUGUAAUUACACAUUUAUAAAUCAGGUUUUGAUGCUGAGUAACCACAAUGUAUUUUUAGUGAUGGUUAGUGACACAAGAAUGUUUUUCUGACUUCAGACGGCACAGUGAGUAAAAAGGACAGCAUGGUAACACUGGUGCUUAUAUUGCCCUCUAGUGACAGUGUAUGUUAAUAGAGCUGUAUAGAUUUCUACCGUGUGCUGCACAAACUGCUUUUCUACCGCCUUCCUUUAUUUUCAGUGCACAAAAUUCACUGUAUCUUUCGAUGACAAUGUCCAAAUGGAUGCUUGUUGAUUUUUUUUAAGUAAAAGUGAAACAAAACAGUAAAUCUUUCUCAACAUAUAAAGAUGAUUGUAGUAGUAUUAUUGAAAAACCAUCAGUAAGGUUAAUGAGAUGUAAAAUCUGCCAGUGUUCAGUGUGAGUGAUAAAUUGUGGAGCUCA
Larimichthys crocea (large yellow croaker) is the source of this 4343-nucleotide messenger RNA. It is a transcript of the gene bach1b, whose product is annotated as BTB and CNC homology 1, basic leucine zipper transcription factor 1 b. The transcript has 5 exons. NCBI's taxonomy places the organism in Eukaryota, Metazoa, Chordata, Actinopteri, Sciaenidae. Gene Ontology annotation, molecular function: protein binding; DNA-binding transcription factor activity, RNA polymerase II-specific; RNA polymerase II cis-regulatory region sequence-specific DNA binding. Gene Ontology annotation, biological process: regulation of transcription by RNA polymerase II. Bases 231 to 2474 code for a protein of 747 amino acids. The record is from RefSeq and is a predicted model, not a curated record.